AUGCUGCGGCGGAUCGCGUCCCGGUGCGCCCGGGGCCUGGGGGCCGGCGGGGGCGCACAUCCUGCCGUGGGGCUCUGCCACCCCGGCCGCAGCUCCAGCAGCCGGUCCUCCGAUGCGCCCCGGAACCAGCCCCCCAGCUCCGAGUUCGUGGCGCGGCCGGUGGGCGUCUGCUCCAUGAUGCGGCUGCCGGUGCAGGCCUCCCCCGAGGGGCUGGACGCCGCCUUCGUCGGGGUGCCGCUGGACAUUGGGACCUCCAACCGGCCCGGGGCGAGAUUUGGACCUCGGCGGAUCCGGGAAGAAUCAGUGAUGCUUCGGACAGCAAACCCUAGCAUGGGGGCCCUCCCCUUCCAGUCCCUCAUGGUUGCAGACCUAGGCGAUGUGAACGUCAAUCUUUACAACCUUACGGACAGCUGCCGUCUAAUUCGAGAGGCCUAUCAGAAAAUUGUAGCAGCUGGCUGUAUUCCCCUCACCUUGG
Neomonachus schauinslandi (Hawaiian monk seal) is the source of this 475-nucleotide messenger RNA. Its product is annotated as agmatinase, mitochondrial-like. Lineage: Eukaryota; Metazoa; Chordata; Mammalia; Carnivora; Phocidae. The record is from RefSeq and is a predicted model, not a curated record. The annotation marks the transcript as partial. Gene Ontology annotation, molecular function: metal ion binding; agmatinase activity. The transcript has 2 exons.